GUGACCAAUGACUGUGCACAGAACUAAAACAACAUGGCGGACAUGGACGACGAUUUUGAUGCCAUACUGGAAACUUUGGAAAACGAGGAAGAAUUACAACAGCACUUUGUCGAAGCAGUUGACUCUCCAGUCUUCUCACCGCUUCUUGUAUUCUGCGUUUCGCAGUGCCGGUAGCUUCCAGAUUCCAAUUCCUUUACUUCUCCUACACGUUCCACAGCCAAAUACUGAACAAUUUUCACCUGGCAUUAUGUCCACUGUCUUUAUUAAUGUUUUCAGCUAUAUUUUGAAGAAAGCACACUGUCAAGCCAAACACCAAUGUUCUUGGCAGAUUUACUAGCUUUAAUAAUGUCAGCGCCGAUCUUGAAUGAAUCUAGUGGAGGUUGAGGACGAUGGCGAGCUGUCAGGACAAGGAGCUCCGUCUUAUCUCCGUUGAGCUUAAGCUUGUUCGCAACCAUCCAUAGUUGGACAUCUUGAAUACAUUCCUCCAUUAGUGAUUUGGACGUUAUUUCAGUAAAGGAAGAGUUGUGGGUCAUUGGACAUUUUCACCUACAAAUUCUUCUCUUUUUUCUUUUUGCAUGUUCAUUCAACCAACCCUUUACCCAACAAACCUUUUUUCCAUUAAACUGCAAUGUACAGAAAUUUUCAUACGUAUAAAUCAAAUCUACAUUAAUGUCAAUUACACAGGAGAAUUUGAAAUAGAGUAAAAACUCUUUAAUUUUAAUAGUCAAGUAGACAUGUCUUUAAAUCCCUUGGUUUUAUAUAUUGUAACAAUAAAUUACAAUUUAUCAUCUUUUUUAAACAAAUGGCUCUUUAAGGUAUGUCCUUACAUUUCUUUAUCAAUGCUGCACAGUUCAUUGCAGUCCUUUGCAGUUUCUUCCUCUUUCCCGUUGGGGUAAACGAUUAUUACUAGAAGGUAUGGGGAUUGUUGCCAGGUGAGAGAUACUUAGCUCGUAUAGGAGUGCAUUUGUGCAAUACAAUUUUGUCUGCAUUCUGUUAAUUCCUAGCUGUACACUGUAAUUUUGGGAAGUUUGACCUGGACAAUAAUUCAAGGCACUUUACUGGUCAGCCCUUUUGCAAUAGUGUCAUAUCUUUAUUUCAUUUUUUCUUGAGAACAUCUACAGGUCUUUAGAGAGAAAUCUAUACACAUUUUGUAUUUAUUUUACGAUGCAUAUCAUCAAAAUAUUGUUUGUUUUCAUUUUCUUUUAGUUAAUAAUCAAUCAACACAGCUUCUUAAAGCUACUGUAAAGCACAAAUCAUUAUGGGUUCUUCUUUUACCUUUUUGUAGUUCCUCUUUUGGUUCAUGCAUUGCAGAGUAUAGAUUACAGCGUCAUUAUAGUAAGCUUUCA
This is a messenger RNA of Stylophora pistillata, 1346 nucleotides long. RefSeq lists its product as uncharacterized. The record is from RefSeq and is a predicted model, not a curated record. NCBI's taxonomy places the organism in Eukaryota, Metazoa, Cnidaria, Anthozoa, Scleractinia, Pocilloporidae.